This is a messenger RNA of Sitophilus oryzae (rice weevil), 1644 nucleotides long. It is a transcript of the gene Hmx, whose product is annotated as homeobox protein HMX3. Bases 118 to 1407 code for a protein of 429 amino acids. The record is from RefSeq and is a predicted model, not a curated record. Gene Ontology annotation, molecular function: DNA-binding transcription factor activity, RNA polymerase II-specific; RNA polymerase II transcription regulatory region sequence-specific DNA binding. Gene Ontology annotation, biological process: regulation of transcription by RNA polymerase II. NCBI's taxonomy places the organism in Eukaryota, Metazoa, Arthropoda, Insecta, Coleoptera, Curculionidae. Gene Ontology annotation, cellular component: nucleus. The transcript is spliced from 4 exons.
GCGCCAGUGUGGACUUUGAACCGAUCAUCGCGGUGCUGCGGCGUUUGUUUGAUUGUCGUCUUUGUGGUGUCCUAACUGUAUUUUAUCUGCUGCUGGUAUUUCCGCGUGCGAGGAGAUAUGGCCUCACCCGUCAGGGAGAUCGAGGUGAACGUAGUGUCGUCACCGGAGUCGUCGAGCAGGACCGGAAGUCCUAUGCUGGCGGAGCACAGACUUGGUGGUACGGUUACGUGUUACUCGGCGGCUGGUGUAAGGAAUGUUGGUGAUGAGGAUGACGAGAAGAGGGACGAGAGGGAGACGGGGAAGAUCACGGCCACGCAGAAGUCGACGAAUUUCUCUAUAUCGAGCAUACUGUCGAGGACCGAACCGCCGACGAGGAAAGGGGUGUUCCUGGGGUCGACGACGCCGGGACAGGGAUUGCUCGAUCCGGCGGGGACGAAUAACGCAAUGUUGUCGAGGUUGGGUAUCAUGUCACACUUUGGUGCUUUGGCUGCCGCCAGCAACCGAUACGCUGCCCUCUGUGGUACCACCGCAGACCCAAGGACGUUACCAUGGUACUGGGGCCGUUUGCCUUCCCAAGUAACCACGGAUAAACUUAGCCCAACAGGAGGUUCCACCAACGACGAUCCCUCACCGCCCCUCUCGCCUCGCGACACCCAACCACCUACCUCCAGCCAUCUUGAAAGCCGGUGUUCCCGACCCUCGUCCCCCUCGGACACCCACCGCUCACCUCCCGGCUCACCAAACCCUUCGCUGCUGCCCAGCUCGCAUCCCGCCUACCUCGAGCCGGGCUACAGCCGCUCCAAGAGCCCUUACCGGGAGCAGGAGAACAUGGUGAUAGAUGAGGAGAUCGAGGACGACGAGAGCGACUACGACACGGAUCAGAAGGAGAAGAAGCUGCAGAACGCGGGCAUGAGCCCGGGCAGCUCGCUGUCGAACAAGAGGAAAAAGAAGACGAGGACGGUGUUUUCGCGGUCGCAGGUGUUUCAGCUGGAGUCGACGUUCGAUAUGAAAAGGUACCUUUCAUCCUCAGAACGAGCCGGUUUAGCGGCCAGUCUUCACCUCACCGAAACACAAGUGAAAAUCUGGUUCCAAAACCGACGAAACAAGUGGAAACGUCAACUAGCCGCCGAACUGGAAGCUGCCAACAUGGCACACGCUGCCCAGCGCCUAGUACGAGUCCCCAUCCUAUACCACGAGUCUGCCAGUUCCCCCAUCAGGCACGCCUUCGACCAAAACCACAGCCUAGCUCUGCAUCCCUCGCUAGAAGGCAGAGAAGGCCCUGGCACAGCUACCUCUUCAGCGUACUCCAGCUCAUUGUACUACCACCACCAGGCGGCCGUAGCGGCCGCAGUUCACAGCCUGCCCUCGAGUCCGGUGAAUAGGCCCCCCAUGUCGGGGCUGGUCUGAGAUUGACAGUGACCGGGUGGUGGUCAGUUGGGACGCCGCCCUCGAUCGCGACAACAGCCCCUGAAAACGAUUGAAUUGGGGGUUUUUGGCGGAAGUGUCCCGCCCUCAAGUGCAAAUAGUAACGUAAGGACAGCUUGGUGUACAUAUUUUUGUAUCUAUAUUUAUUUAUUGUAGCUUUUGUUGUAAAUAAUGUGAUCGAGCGGUCGCCGUGUAGUUACCCAGAUAUGCCAAAAAUAA